Messenger RNA from Daucus carota subsp. sativus, 967 nucleotides. RefSeq names its product ras-related protein RABF2a. Gene Ontology annotation, molecular function: GTP binding; GTPase activity. NCBI's taxonomy places the organism in Eukaryota, Viridiplantae, Streptophyta, Magnoliopsida, Apiales, Apiaceae. The transcript is spliced from 7 exons. Gene Ontology annotation, cellular component: Golgi apparatus; endosome. The record is from RefSeq and is a predicted model, not a curated record. Bases 160 to 759 code for a protein of 199 amino acids.
AGUCUAGAAAUAAAAUUAGAGUCUUUACAGGGUUGUUGAAUAUAUUCAAGCCUAAAUUAUUAUUUUUGCUCAUCAAUUUUGACUUUUGAUCAAUACCCUUUAAUUGUUUUUCCUUCAAGUUUUUAGUUGAAUCAACAAGUGAUUGAACAGAUUGCAGCUAUGGCUACCAGCGGGAACAAGAAUAUCAAUGCAAAAUUGGUGCUUCUGGGAGAUGUUGGAACCGGAAAAUCAAGCCUGGUUUUGCGGUUUGUAAAAGGGCAAUUCAUUGAAUUUCAGGAAUCAACAAUAGGCGCUGCAUUUUUCUCGCAAACAGUGGCUGUUAACGAGGCAACUGUAAAAUUUGAAAUAUGGGAUACUGCUGGUCAAGAGAGAUAUCAUAGCUUAGCUCCAAUGUACUAUAGAGGAGCUGCAGCUGCAAUUGUCGUGUAUGAUUUAACAAACCAGGCCUCAUUUGAUCGGGCAAAAAAAUGGGUUCAAGAGCUUCUGUCUCAAGGCAACUCAGACAUGGUUAUGGCACUUGCUGGAAAUAAAGCUGAUUUGUUAGAUGCAAAGGUGGUGGCAACAGAGGAAGCACAAAGAUACGCACAAGAAAAUGGUCUCUUCUUCAUGGAAACGUCUGCAAAAGCUGCUACCAAUGUCAAUGACAUAUUUUAUGAGAUUGCAAAGCGACUACCUCGCCUGCAGCCUGCACCAAAGCCAUCAGGAAUGGUUCUUACCGAUAAACCUGCAGGGCCAGCAGCUUCUACUUGUUGCUCUUAAAGCAUAUAGUUCUUAUUAAUUAUCAAAGUGCGAGACACCACUGUAUGUUCUCGUUGACAAUAUACUCCAGCAUCCUUGAUCUGGAGCCUGUGCAGAACUGUUGUUUAGCUUCUUAUUUUUUUCCCUUCCCCAAGCAAUGACGUGACAGUGAGAGUCUUUUCAUGUAAUGAAAUUGUUUUACAUAAUUGAUCUCCGUUUUGUUAGUUGA